Gekko japonicus is the source of this 4387-nucleotide messenger RNA. RefSeq names its product LIM and cysteine-rich domains 1 (gene LMCD1). Bases 157 to 1239 code for a protein of 360 amino acids. Gene Ontology annotation, molecular function: zinc ion binding. NCBI's taxonomy places the organism in Eukaryota, Metazoa, Chordata, Lepidosauria, Squamata, Gekkonidae. The record is from RefSeq and is a predicted model, not a curated record. The transcript is spliced from 6 exons.
UCGGAGUUCCGAUAGUUAGCGGUCCUCUGGCACCUAUAGCAUUUUGCAGCAGCCUCAGCUCGCUCUGCGACUGUUGUUAGUGUUAAAUCUGUAUUGAGUCUUAUUUCGCUUAUUUCUGAAUAAGGGAAAAAAAAAGGGUGAAAGGAAGGCUGAGGAAUGGAUCUGAGUUCAGGAAUUCAGAAGAUGUCUAUUAGCCAGCAACAAUCAGGAAGAGGCGUGCCUUGCUUAAGAUGUAAAGGGAUGUGCACAGGCUUUGAGCCACAUUCUUGGAGGAAAAUAUGCAAGUCAUGCAAAUGCAGCCAGGAAGAUCACAGCCUCAGCUCUGAUGCAGAAGAUGAUCGGAAAAUUGGCCGCUUGCUCUCAGAUUCAAAAUAUUCCUCGCUAACUGCUCGGGUGAAAGGAGGUGAUGGUGUCCGUAUCUAUAAAAGGAACCGCAUGAUCAUCACUAAUCCUAUAGUGUCCCGGAAAGAUCCGACUUUUGAUACUGUUACAUAUGAAUGGGCUCCCCCAGGACUCACUCAGAAACUGGCUACCCAGUACAUGGAAUUGAUUUCAAAAGAAAUGCAGCCAGUGGCUGGUACAGAAGGAGCUUAUUAUCGGCGCAGGAGGAUGAUGAGACAGCUUCCUAUUUAUGACCAAGACCCUUCCCACUGCCGUGGUCUUUCUGAGAAUGAAGUGAAGCUGAUGGAAGACUUUGUGAAGCAAUAUAAAAGUGAGGCCCUUGGAGUUGGAGAGGUUGCUCUGCCAGGUCAAGGAGGUGCCACCAAAGAUGAAGGGAAGCAACAUGAUAAAAAUGUCCCUGCAAACAAGGAAGCAGCUUCAACCAAUGGAACGCUGGCAAAUGCUGCCAAGGGACAGGGAUAUUUUUGUGACUGCUGCAAGCAUCCACUGCCCAUGGAAUGCCCUGUGGUCUAUGCAGACCGAGCAGGCUAUGAUCACCAGUGGCAUCCUGCCUGCUUUGUGUGUUCCAAGUGCUCUGAACCACUCGUUGAUCUAAUCUACUUCUGGAACAAUGGAGCCAUUUGGUGCGGGCGCCAUUACUGUGAGAACAUCAGGCCACGCUGCACAGCCUGUGAUGAGAUCAUAUUUUCUGAGGACUACCAGCAAGCUGAAAGCUUCACCUGGCAUAAGAAGCACUUUGCCUGCUUGGAGUGUGAGACAUUGCUUUCUGGCAAACCCUUCAUCCUGGAUGGUGCCAACCUGCUGUGUACAACUUGCAGUAAAAGCAAACAACUUUAAACAGCAUGUGUAUUUUCAAAACCCAAAGUCUGUUUUCUGACUCAGAGAAGAUAUGAUUUAAUGGGCCAGAAAAUGGUAGGGAGUUGGGUCAUAAGGGAAGGAAGUCACUUCAUGUUGGGUUCAGACUUCUUGGGCUAUUCACCAGCACAAACUUAUAGGAAACUGGAUGGAGAAUGAUCACAUGGUGGGAAACAUGCUGUGUGUGAAAUCUAGAAAAUGGAUUGUUCUAGCCCUUUCUAGAGACAUUGAGCAGAACCUAGGAGCCACUGUGCUCAAUUACAGGGGCAGCAUCUUUAUUUGUUUUGGGUUUUUUUUGUUUUUAAAAGCUUUUUAAAAAGCUAAACUAGGCUGUCUAAAGUUAUUCAGAUUCCUUAAUUCGCCUGUCAGAUCUUGCCCCUUAUUAAAGUGCUAUUAAACCCUCAAAUACUUACAGCAGCCAAACUUGUGACUUGAACGGACUGAUAGCUUAGGGAUCAUCUGGGUGAACAAAACAUUCAUAACCCUGGAGUUCGACCGAGGGUUUUCCUUGUUUGUUACAAUAAGCCGCUUCUCAUCUUUUGUUAGUGCAUGAUGACUAUUUGAGUACUGGUAGAUUGCUGUAGUAAACUCUUAACAUCUUAAAACACUGCAAGAGUAGCUUAUGCAGGCUAAUUGGAAACAACGUGGACUGCGCCUAGCAUAUGAAAAUGGUAGCUAUGGCUACAGUCAAAGGAAAACGAGUUAGCCUUUUCCUUCUUAGUUUUAAUUGGCUUUCCUGGAAUAGAUUUUGUCAUUUCUUUUGCAAUGUUUUUGAUCUGCAUAUCCUGCAUAAUAAGUCACCUUUCUUAUAUCUACUCAUGGUAUCUAGAAAAUCUUUUCUGAUUGGUCCUUGGCCUAGUGACCAAUUUGGUUCAUAUUUCAAGAAUUCCUACACAUGCAACUGACCAUCAUAACUGUGUUGGGAAAUUAAUUAUAUUGGAUCUCGAGAAGCAUACAGUUUCUCUACUUGCUGUGAUCUGGUCCUUUCAGAGACUAAGCUCUGGUAUGACCUUCCUCGUUUACCUGAUGAAUUUACUAAUGCUUCCCCAGGGUAUUUUUAAAUAUCUGAACCAGAGUAGUGUUUUCAUUAUGUAUACCUGGAACUACAAGAACCUGUUCUACUUAUUUACAGUACUCCACACAAAGCAGAUGUGGGCUUCUUGUCCACUUAAACACUGAGAUUUUAGGAAAACAGCUUGUCAACAAAGUACUUUGACAUUAAAAUAGUUGUAUUCAUAGCACUCCAACAACUAAGGAUUGGCUUGUCUGAUAAGAACAUAUUGAAAUUUUUAAAGGUCCACCCUGUUUCCUGAUCUUUCCCAUGGUAUUAGUAGUAGGAUUUAUGUUGGUAUUGCAUUUUGAGUUUGCUGGUUUAAGCUUGUUUAUAAUGGAUAAUCUCUAGACAGUCUUUGUGAGUUACAGAAACUAUACUGUGUUACUAACCCUUUAAAUGGUGUUUGAUUCUGCCACCUAGCAACAGUAACCUAUGACUAUACGCAUCUUUAAUAAUACAACAGGAACUGAAAUUACUUGACAGGGAGAACUGGAAAACAAUGUUGAUUUAGAAAUAUAGAAUGUUUACCACAAUUGAUUAAACAUCCACUCAACAAACUUACUUCACUUAAAGAAUGUACAGAAAAAAGCUUGUUUAUGUUAUAUACAAGAUGCAUUUUAAAAACCUCAAAAGAUUUUUUUUUCAUAUACUUGGCUGUAAUGUCUCAAGAUUUUCUUUUCUGGAUGCAGAAUGCUCAAAUGCAAGUACCCAGCAAAGGGGAAUAUCUAGUAGUUCAGCUGCAUUGUAUUAUGACCAAACACAUUAGUACAGACCUUUAAAAAAAAAAACACACACACACACAAACAACCCUUUUUGACAAUGUAUAACAGAUUACCAGCAUAUUCAAUUGGUUUUAUAUGAGUAAAAUGCAUUGCAAACUGGUAGGACUAUUUGGAGCCAUUUUCUCAGUUCAGUGUAUUAGUUAUCCUGAGGAACAUGUUUCCUAACUCUGGACAGAAUCAAUAUAAUUUGAUGUUCUGUUGAUAUUAUUAAUUUGGUUUUUGAAUUAUAUUGAGUGUUUCCAGCCUUAUCUCCCUGUCUAAAAGGCCAAGUUUUCAAACUACUAUUCUUCCAAAUGACACAAGACCCAAAACCUUCUUCCAGCACAGUUACAGUCCUCAGUUCAGAUCUCUUAAAUUGUGUCAAUGCACAUGGAGCUCCUAUCUAGCACAAAGCUUUCAUGCAUUUUACCACUAGACAACUUUGAAAAUCUAGCAGACCCGUCAACUAUAUUCAAAGGCGGAAGCCCUUGCACAGAUGAGAGUUCCACAUACCCAUUAGCAUUGCUGCUCAUUUAGGGAAUCUCUAGGUUGAAAAUAAAAGUAAAAAUCCAGGGUGGCUACUAUUCAAGUUACUCAUUAUCAAUGAUGAGAGGAUUGUAGUACAUGGGCUCAUAUUCAGCAGAGCCAGCAAAGGUAGAUCAGGGGCAUAAUGCAAUCUUACCCGCACAUCUGUACAAGCCCUAUUGAAUUGGACCCCUGUGACCUUUUUUCAUGCUCAUACACUUCAGUGAUCCUUAUACUAGAGAAAAUCUUGUAGGAUUGUACCCCAAGGCUGCAUACUGAAAUGUAUUUAUGAAUAAUUGGUUCCACUGAACACAUUUACAAGCCUAUAACUUGGUCAGUCAAUAGUAUAUAUGGAAAUUGUCUUCUCAGGAGACAUUUGCACUCAAACAGCCCUUCUUAGCAGGUGAUCACUGUUAUAAUAGAACAUUUUAUGUGUAAUUUAACACAGCCCUUGCAUCAUGUAAAGACGAUCAGUAUAAAAUCAGUACAGCACACUUAUUUUUUAAAAAACGUACAAACCCAUUAACUUGGUAUCAAAAGGGUCCUAAUACAAGUGUGCUAUGAAUUUUAUCCUAGUAAUCCCCCCCCCUAAACUAGCAAAUUAGGUUUGGAUCCUAUGAAUGAAUUCUAUACUCCAUAGAUAGUCUCUGCCAUGGAAUGUGCUACCUCUGCUGCUAAAACUUUCAUCUGCGCAAGAUCGGUGAUUUUCAGUACAUGAGCAGAUACAUACAUGAAGUUGCCUUAUACUGAAGCAGACCAUUGAUCCAUCAAGAUCAGUAUUGUCUGCUCA